Molecule: messenger RNA, 4327 nt
Organism: Papilio polytes (common Mormon)
Lineage: Eukaryota; Metazoa; Arthropoda; Insecta; Lepidoptera; Papilionidae
Gene: cdm
Product: importin-13
Exons: 17
Coding region: 269-3106 (945 amino acids)
Biological process (GO): protein import into nucleus
Cellular component (GO): nuclear membrane; cytoplasm
Molecular function (GO): small GTPase binding
Source: RefSeq, a predicted model, not a curated record
UCCUACAUGUCUAAUCUGUGGUAAAACGAAAAUGUCAGAUUAACCAGUGUCACCAAGUGUCACUGUCGAAUCAAAAUUGGUUUAAGAUUUUACUUGUGGAUAUUUUACGAUGUGAAUGAAGUUUUCUUCCACAAUUCACACUUAUAAAAGCGGAUUGUACCAUAGAUUUGAUAAUAAUUAAAAUAAUAGAUGAUAAAAGACAUUGGUUGAGAAAGAACAAGGUUACCAACAUAAUUUUGCUGCAGAGCAAUUCCUUUACUUCUUCAUAAUGGAGUAUACAGCACAAAAUUUAGAAUAUGCCGUCAAUGUGUUUUAUAAUGGCGAACAAAAUGAGAAAACUAAUGCACACACCUGGCUUACAACAGCUCAAAGAGCUCCUGAAGCAUGGAACUUUGUUUGGGAAUUACUACAGCCUCAUAAGGGUACGGAAAUUCAGUUUUAUGCUGCAACAACUUUGCAUACCAAGAUCCUGCGCUGUUGGAAUGAGGUACCUCCAGAGAGCUAUGAAGAAUUAAAGGAGAAGAUACUACAAGCCGUAACUUCAUAUUCCCAAGGUCCAAAGAUUGUAACCAACAGAUUGUGUAUUAGUUUAGCUGCAGUUAUACUACAAUUGGGAGCCACAGAUCUAGCUACAACAUUAAGACCUCUGUCAAAUGUAGAAAAUACAUCUUUGCUACUGGAAGUGUUAACUGUGAUACCUGAAGAGUAUAACAGUAUGACAAUGGGAACAGCACUCAGAACAAAAAAUCAAAAUGCAUUGCUUCAUGCUUGUCCUGCAGUGUUGGAUGACAUGCUUCGCUAUCUGCAGUCUGUAUAUAAUGAUUACAGUAAGAGUCCCCCCUGUGAGGAGACAGUCAAGAGCUGGCUGAACGUGGCGACGUGCGCCGGCAGCUGGCUGAGCAUGGCGUGUGCUGACUGUAUGGACUACAACAGCGCCAGUGUGCCGGACUUCGCCCCAUUGUGCAGAGCGUUGCUCACUGUCGUACAUGUUCUGUAUUCUGGUACUGUCAGAUGCAGCGAGGCGGUGAGCGACGUGUCGCUGGAGGCAUGCGAGGCGGCGCUGAGCGCGGUGCGCGCGGCGGGCGGGGGCGCGGGCUCGCUGCGCCGCCCCGUCGCCGCGCACCAGCUGCUCGCAGACCUGCUGCAACUCGCGGACCGCGUCCUCGCCAGAGACAACGUGCCCAACUCUAUCAAUGAGGAGCUGGUGUCUGCGGUGAUAACGUGCCUGGUGUCGGUGGCGGACUGCCACUCGCGGCACGUGGUGCGCGGCGUGGAGGCGGGGCAGCGCGCGCCGCGACACGCGCUGGAGCUGCUGCUGGCCGCGCAGGCCGCGCCCGGCCACUACCCGCUGCACGAGACGCGCUCCCACUUCGUCUUCAGCUUCUGGUACACGUUGCAGGACGAGAUAUCGAACACGUGCGACAGCAAGCGCGGCGUGCCGGCCGUGUGGCUGGACGUGUUCUCGCGCCUGCUGCUGGCGCUGGUCGCCAAGGCGGAGGCGCCCGCCGACUGCGACCUCUCGCAGGACGACCAGGAGCUGCUGCGCUGCUACAGGCAGGAUAUUAGUGAUACUAUUACGUACUGCUUCUGCGUGCUAGAGGACAACAUCUGGAAGGUGCUGGAGGAGGCGUACCCGGUGGGCGGGUGCGAGGCGCGGCAGGAGGCGGUGCUGUUCGCGUUCCUGGCGGUGGGCGAGAUCCGGCUGACGAAGCAGGCGCUGACCCCGCCCAUCGCCGCGCUGCUGCAGCACGCCGUCGGCGCCGCCCGCAGCGCGCGCACCGCGCACCUGCUCGACACCGCGCUCGACUGUCUAGGAGGGUACUCGUCGUGGUUGAGCAGCUCGUGCAGCUUGGAGGAGGCGGAGCUGGCGCGGCGCAGCAUCUCGGCGGCGGGCGCGGCGCUGCAGCGCUCGCCGGCGCGCGCCGCGCACGCGCUGCGCAAGCUCUGCGCGGAGUGCGACGUGCUCGCCGCCUCCAUGGCGCAGGACAUCGUCAGCGCCGCACAGAGUGGUAUGGUCCGCUGCGACAGCUUCGUGCGGCGGCAGCUGGCGGGCGCGGCGGGCGCGGCGCUCGCAGCGGCCCCGCUCGACGUCGCUGCGCCUCUCCUGCAGAAGUUGGCGCAGCCGAUGCUCCUCGACCUGAGAUCACAGGCGGCGGAGGGCGUGCGCGCGCGCGCGGCGGCGGAGUGCGGCGCGGCGCUGCUGACGGCGCUGUCGGCCGCGCCCGCGCUCGCCGGGGACCUGUUCCAGGCGAUGCUGCCUGCGCUUGAAAACUUCACGCAACACGCAGACCUCCUCGAGGCGAUGUAUAAGGUGCUGGAGCAGGCGCUGUCGUCGCUGCUGGAGGCGUGUGCGCCCCACAUGCCGCAGGUCGCGCAGCUCACAGUGGCCGGCUUCCACACGCAGCCCUGCGCGCAGGGUCUGCUCGUACUCAAUUUGAUGAUGUUGAUAUCGUACGAGACGUGGCCGGAGGCGGGGCGCGUGCUGCGCGCGUGCGUGUCGGCGAGCGCGGCGCGCGCGGCGGCAGACGUGCGCGCAGACCCCGACCUCACCUCGCACCUCUUCCUCACCCUCAGCACACUCACCAAGAAGAUACCAGAAAGUUUACAAUGGAUCGAAGACUUGCUCUCCCAGCUCGUCGAGCUCGCGUGCCGGUGUGUAACGGUGUGGGAGGCGCAGACGGCGCGCGGCGCGUGCACGUGGCUGAUAGCGCUGGCGGCGCGCCGGCCCGCGCCCCUGCUGCCGCACGCGCCCGCGCUCACCGCCGCCGCCGUCUGCUGCAUCGGCGGUGCGUCGCCGCGCGCGCAGGUGUCUGCGCUGUCGGAGCUGCUGCUGGCGCUGAACCGCGCCGAGUGGGGGGCGGUGGCGGGGGCGGUGCAGGGGGCGGGGCUGCGCGCCUGGCUGCACGCCGCGCUCGACGUGGACGGCUUCCCCUCGCACCACGCCACCCACACACACAAACAGAAGUUCAUCACCGCUAUACUCAAAGAGAAAAAUAACAGACGGAUAGUUUUCGAAGCGGCGCAGGAGUUCUCGCUGGUGUGCCGCGGCCUCAUCGGCACGGAGUACGCGCGGCAGACCAUCGCCGCGAAACAACUCGUAGCAUAAGAAACACUUUUUUAAAACUAUUUUUGACAUUUCAGUACUCUGUAUUGAUAAGUAAGUCCUUUUAUAAGAUCUCUUAUUGAUAUAAAUGCCAAUAAUCUGUGAUCAUCGCUGUGCGCGGUUAUAUCAUAUGUGAUUAAGACAUGGCAUGUAAGGAUUUGUGAUGUUAAAUAUUAAUUAAUAAUAAUUGUUGUAUGUCAUAUAUCUGUACAGCGAUUUAUGUUUAUAAGCGAGUAUUUAUUUUCUUAUAUAAUAAUUGUAGAUAACUUUAAUACGUAGUUUAAAUAGUGCGCUCCAAAAAUUUUAUUUAAAUGUGUGCUUUCCAUGUAGUUUUACUAAAACAGUUGCGAUAAUCAAAUGUAUUUUGAUUAGAUCUUUAUAUAGCCUUUGACUACGGAUAUAAAAAUUUCACCAUAUUGUGACAAAGAUGCGGGACUAAUUUAUUUCAAAGCUAUGAGUAUUUUUAUUCAUUGGCAUUUAUUUUCUCAGUUGAAAUAAAAUUACAUAUGGUUCAAGAUCUGACAAAUUUCCGUGUUAAGAGGUUUAUGCAAAGUGGCAUAAAUAUGUUUAGAAUGUGGGAAUAAAUAUUAUUAAUAAAUUGAAAAGAUACACCUAAAUAUAGUGUUGUUCGCUUUGUAGAGCAUUAUCCUUUUCGCACACUAUGGCUUUAUCUACUUUGUGCGACAGAGACAACGCUGUACAAAGCCGAGAGUACCUUUUUCUAAAGGUCGCUGUGCAAUGUUUAUAAUCGAGAAGACAAAAUGCGCAGUUUUUGUUUCUUUACAUGUAAAACUAAUUAUAAAUGUAAAUAUUAAAUAAAACACACGAUUUGGUAUUUUGAAGGCUUUUAUUUUUUAACAUUCUACUGAGAUUAAUAUACUUAAGAGAACGUGAAUCUUAUAAUAGUACUAAUGUCGACUUAUUAUUACAAUCUAACAGAAUAGCAAAAAUAAUGGUUUUAUUGAAAUAUCUAAAGUGACAAAUUUAGUAAACAAUCAUAAAUAAAAGUCUCAUAUAAAUAAAUAUCAAUCAAAUUUUUUUAAGCCUUAAUUCGAGUGUCCACUGUGAACAAGAACUAAUAAAAAAAUCUACUGAACUACUUUAUAUCAUAUCCAAAAAUUUGACUACUAAAAAAAUCAGUUUUUUUUUGCUACUAAAACUCCGUCGAAUUGAGGGUUUAAGGAGAUCAUUACUCUUUCACUGACCGUUGAUCAGUGAAAUGAA